CUCUCUUUAUCAUUAUCAUAUUUUUGGGCGCUAGUAUACCCCAUUGCACCAGCCUUUAUAUUGCAACACGUCCUUACUACUUUGCUUGCCCGAACAACACCCCGGAUUCCUGUCCAUACGUAAUAUUCUUCAUCUUCACAUACACAAACACAUACACCACAGCAAAAAUGGCGUCAGAAGCAACAAUCCUCUCCAAUGCGGAGAACCUCAAGAAGUUCUUGCGUCUUCCCCAGAACGGCCAGCUUAUUGCCGAGUACAUCUGGAUCGACAGCGAAGGCGGCACCAGGUCAAAGUCGAGGACUCUUCCCGAGAAGGAGAGCCAAUAUCUCCCCGAGGAGCUUCCCAUCUGGAACUUCGAUGGUUCCUCGACUGGCCAGGCCCCCGGCGAGGACUCCGAUGUCUACCUCAAGCCCGUAGCCGUCUUCCCUGACCCGUUCCGUGGUAGCCCCAACAUUCUCGUCCUCUCCGAGUGCUGGAACGCCGAUGGCACCCCCAAUAAGUUCAACCACAGACAUGAAGCCGCCAAGUUGAUGGAGGCUCAUGCCGACCAGGUGCCCUGGUUUGGUCUUGAGCAGGAGUACACUCUCCUCGACAUCAACGACAGGCCCUACGGUUGGCCCAGAAACGGUUUCCCCGCUCCCCAGGGUCCCUACUACUGCGGUGUCGGCACUGGCAAGGUUGUCCAGCGUGACAUUGUCGAGGCGCACUACAAGUGCUGCUUGUACGCCGGCGUCAAGAUCUCUGGCACCAACGCCGAGGUCAUGCCCGCCCAGUGGGAGUUCCAGGUCGGCCCUUGCGACGGCAUCGAGAUGGGUGACCACCUCUGGCUCGCUCGCUUCCUCCUCCACCGCGUGUCGGAAGAGUUCGGCGCCAAGGUCUCCUUCGACCCCAAGCCCAUUCCCGGUGACUGGAACGGCGCGGGCCUCCACACCAACUUCUCCACCGAGAACAUGCGCAAGGAGGGUGGCAUGAAGUACAUUGAGGAUGCCAUCAAGAAGCUCGAGGCCCGUCACAAGGAGCACAUUGCCGUCUAUGGUGAGGGCAAUGAUAAGCGUCUUACCGGCCGUCACGAGACCGGCUCUAUCGACUCUUUCACAUACGGCGUCGCGAACCGCGGUGCCUCCAUCCGUAUUCCUAGGGAAUGCGGCGCCAAGGGCUACGGUUACUUCGAGGACCGUCGCCCUGCGUCCAACGCCGACCCUUACCAGAUCACGGGUAUCAUUAUGGAGACUUGCUUUGGCGCUGUUUCGGAGUAAACAAAAAAAGGAAGCGGGGACGGCAUUGGGUUUGGCUUUCUGGGUUUCUUUCAGGCAUAACUUGAUUUCAUCGUGGAGCGUUCGGGAACACCAACUGCGUGUUACAUAGAUCAUUGAGCUUUUUCUCAUCCUACUAAUACCCCGGCAUAUUGAAUGAACGGUAACUUGGAUCGAUGGUUUAUCGUCCAUCCUCAC
Molecule: messenger RNA, 1451 nt
Organism: Neurospora tetrasperma FGSC 2508
Lineage: Eukaryota; Fungi; Ascomycota; Sordariomycetes; Sordariales; Sordariaceae
Exons: 4
Coding region: 168-1256 (362 amino acids)
Cellular component (GO): cytoplasm
Molecular function (GO): glutamine synthetase activity
Source: RefSeq, a predicted model, not a curated record